Molecule: messenger RNA, 2437 nt
Organism: Rhipicephalus microplus (southern cattle tick)
Lineage: Eukaryota; Metazoa; Arthropoda; Arachnida; Ixodida; Ixodidae
Source: RefSeq, a predicted model, not a curated record
UGGGCCGACCUCUGGUGGAAAGAGAGGGUGCAGGUGGCGUCUCCGGACUGGACGGAGCUCCGUCAACGCGUCCAGUGGCUGUGGCCCGUGCACGCGUACGGUCUGGCCUGCCUCUUUCUCGGGCUCGCCGUCACCGCCUUCCUCACGGCGCUGGGCCUGCGGGCCAGGCUAUCGGCGAGGCCGCACCUCUCAACGCUCAACGUCUUCCUCCUGGUGCUGGGGCUCACGCGAUGUCUCUGCCUGUUCCUCGACCCGUACGGUUCCAGGCAGCUGAUGCCGAGUGUGAUGCUGGCCAUGCUUUGGGACCUGGCCUUCCCGUGCCUGCUGUCGGCCUUCGCGCUGCUGCAGCUGGCCUUCGUGCAGCUCACGCAGGCCAAGCCCAGUCCCGCACGAGUCGGAGACGAGACGUGCGUCUCGCUCGUCGUCGUCUUCCACUUUUGUCUCGCCAUUGCCUCGGACCUCUUCUGGGCCAUGCAGAACUCGUUCAGGGUGGUGUGGCUGUUCACCCAGCUCUCGUUCACUGCCUGGGGUCUGUUUCUGUGCUCGACGUGCGUGUGCUCCUGCCUGCGGCUGCAGCAGUCCAUCUCCCAGCUGCCCAUGCUUCUAUUCCUGCCCCCGCAAGGCCCUGGAGACGCCGCGACCGAGGUCGCGGCAUCCUCGGCAUGCUACGAGAACAAGGGCAUCAUGGCUCUCGGAACAUUGGAAAGGUCGGUACACAGCUGCGAGCAAACAUUCAUGUCCGGCCGCUCCAUGCCGCGCAGCUACACGGCCAGCAGCGUCCCCAUGCGCGGGGCUUGGGAGGCACUGGCGCCCAGGAUUCGGGUCACCGACGAGCACCAGCGCACCAUCAGCUUCAGCAGCGCGCAGGGCGCUGGGGGAGGACCCUCGUCCCCUUCCAACGAGCACAGAACAGCCUGUUCUUCGCCAUCGACUGAAGGUCCGGAACCGGAACCUGACGCGGGACCUGAUUUACCGAAGAGCUCCGCUGGCGUGCGCUCACAGACGUCGCUGCCCCUCUGCCCCUCACAGCUCACUCGCGAACAGCAGCAGCCUCUCAUGUCCAAACUGGAGGCCGAAUUCAGCGUCGGCGAACAGCGGACCUCCUCGGGCGUGCAACACGUUCGCGACCAGAGGCGGAGCACCCUACCGAAAACCGGCGGCCACUCGACACGGGCGUGGGCACGUCCACGAGAAACCACCAGUUCACUGCUGCUGACGACUGCGUACAGGGCCGGCAGGGGCCAGCCUCAGCCGCAGAAGAAGCGCAGCCGCGUCGAGCGACUGCUGCGCCAGACGCUGCUGGCGGCCGUGAUGGGCAUCGUGCUGUGCUGUCUGCAGGGAUACGGAGUGGCCGGACCACACGGCAUGUUCGCCGCCUCACCGAGGGCGGCCGCGGUGCUGCCCUGGUUCGCCUACCACACGCUCCACAGAUGCCUGGAGCUUGCCAUGGCUUGCACCAUGGCCAGCGUGACGCGGAAGUCCCUCUACAGCAACUGCUACCGGUCGCACAGCUGCAACGAAAAGUACCGGGGGUCACUCUUCUCCUGAGCGCCCGGUCACUUUCUGUCCCUUGCCAAAAACACUGCGCACGGCGUUGCGGGUGGACGAAGACGCCCGCCUCUUUUUUUGGAGGCACGACUUUGCCAAUGCGUGCACCAAGAUGGUGGUAGAGCACACUUGCAGCACGUGCUCAAAAGCGACGCCAACUGCACGCUUGUAGCCCGUCCGGAGCACACGAGUUCCGCUGCAGUGCUAAUUCUUCAGUGCCAUCUUGCACAGUCUCUGCCAGGACGAAGGACACGCCCGCCAUCGUACGUACGGACAUUGUUGAAGGACUAGCCUGGACGUCCUAUCAGCCCGCGUAGGCCGCCAUCGUAAGUUUCAAUGUACAUGCGUGCGUGAUUGACCCACUUUGGGCACAAUUUUAAAAGUUUGUGUGUAUGUGUGUAUAGUUGGUGGGCCCAAGCUUGCCGCCAUAUUCAAGUUCGCAUGUUACAAUUUGUGUUCAUGUGUGUGUGGGUUCAUGUGUGUGUGAGAGACAGAGCUGUGUGUGUAAGAUGUGACCAUCCUACACUUCGUCCCAAUCGAAGGCUGGAACGGAGUUCGCCCUUUUCGCAGUUCCGAGGAAGACGUCCCGGCAUGACUUUCAAGCGUCGGCCAUUGUGACGUAACGGCGGCACAUUUGGAUUGUGACGUCAUCAGCCUCGCUGCGUGCACCGUGUGGGUGCCCGUAUAAGCCAGUCCGUAGUUCACAAAGCUGUCCAUGCGUAACAAUUUGUGGCUAGUUGAUUCAGGCUUUACCAACACGCCGGUCUCUCACAAGUGAGGAAGAAAACACGUCACGUCAACAUCCGGCCAAGUGAAACGUUUCCGUGGGUGCAGUUCCACAUCAGUUCAUCAUGCAGUUAAUCCGGACUAUAUCCAGGCGUAAAUGCUG